AUGACCAACACUGGUGGCGCCGGCUUCGAAUAUCCCCCUCAGCCUCUUGUGUGGCUGAAGCGCGAUGCGCUCCUCUUCGCCAACUCGAUCGGUGCGACUGCCGACGAGCUCCACUUCCUCUACGAGUUGCACCCCAACUUCCAGCUGUUCCCAACCUACGCUACUAUCCUUCCGUUCAAGAAGACCUCUCCCGAAGUCACCGACUUCUACGCCGCCAAGGAGUCUGUGCCUGUGCCCGGCCUCCCUCCUCUCGACGUCCGCCGUGUCCUCGACGGCCAGCGUCACCUCAAGUUCCUCAAACCUCUCCCGCCCACCUCUGAGGGCCGCAAGUUUGAGCUGCGGACCAAAAUCACCGGCGUGUGGGACAAGGGAAAGCCCGGCACGGUCAUGGACACGCGGUCCAACGUCGUCGACGCCGAGACCGGCGAAGUGUAUGUCGAGAUCCACGGGUCCGCAUUCUAUGUUGGCCAGGGUGGCUGGGGCGGCUCCAAGGGCCCCGCGUCGGUCAAUUACCCCCCGCCAAAGGGUAAGACGCCAGACGCGACCUUCUCGGACCAAACCAGCGCCAUGACGCCGAUCCUGUACCGCCUCAAUGGCGACUACAACCCGCUCCACAUUGACCCUGUCCUAGGCGAGAAGAUGAACUUUGGCGGUGUCAUCAUCCACGGAUUGUAUUCGUGGAACGCUACCGCUCAUGGCCUCCUCAAGACCUUGGGCGGUAGCAACCCCGCCAACCUCAAGGAGUACCAGUGCCGCUUUGCGUCGCCUGUCAAGCCGGGUGACAAGCUCACCACGUCAAUGUGGCGUACGGGCCAGCCCGACUCGAAUGGGUUCGAGGAGGUCGUCUUCGAGGUCAAGAACCAGAACGGCAAGGUCGUGCUCUCGAACGGUCGCGCUAUCAUGAAGGUUGUCAGCGGUGACAAGGCCAAGCUCUAA
Messenger RNA from Cutaneotrichosporon cavernicola, 936 nucleotides. RefSeq lists its product as uncharacterized. Gene Ontology annotation, biological process: fatty acid beta-oxidation. The record is from RefSeq and is a predicted model, not a curated record. Bases 1 to 936 code for a protein of 311 amino acids. The transcript has 4 exons. Gene Ontology annotation, cellular component: peroxisome. Gene Ontology annotation, molecular function: (3S)-3-hydroxyacyl-CoA dehydrogenase (NAD+) activity; enoyl-CoA hydratase activity; 17-beta-hydroxysteroid dehydrogenase (NAD+) activity. NCBI's taxonomy places the organism in Eukaryota, Fungi, Basidiomycota, Tremellomycetes, Trichosporonales, Trichosporonaceae.